AUGUUCACCACGCAUAGCUCGGGAGCCCCCCAACUAACCAUCCACCACCAGUACCAUGCAACGUACGACGUACCGGAUCCCAAGCCACCCAUUGACGAGAAAGCCUUUUUGGAACGGCUUAAGGAGGACAUCAGAGAAAAGUACGGGAGGAUCACUCGGCCGAUGGAUGCGUACGGCAUGCCGCACAAUCUGCACCUUUACCUGGAUACCGACAACGCCCCCGCAUCGGCCGUGUGUAACAUCAUGUUCAAGGUUGCCGACGAGGUGGAUGCCGUGGUGCUCGUACUGGCCGCUCAUGGCAAGGUGAUAUCCCGCAACCCCCAAGUGCCGCUAGUGGGAUGGGGUCUUCAGAAUCGGAGGAGGGAGAUUUGUGUGUCUGUAUGUAUGUAUGUUGGGGUUUGCCGUGGGGGGUUAAAUACGGAGAUUACCCGGGGGGUUCAGGGGGCCUCUAGCUAG
Volvox carteri f. nagariensis is the source of this 456-nucleotide messenger RNA. RefSeq lists its product as uncharacterized. The record is from RefSeq and is a predicted model, not a curated record. Bases 1 to 456 code for a protein of 151 amino acids. The transcript has 4 exons. Lineage: Eukaryota; Viridiplantae; Chlorophyta; Chlorophyceae; Chlamydomonadales; Volvocaceae.